Messenger RNA from Rotaria sp. Silwood1, 237 nucleotides. The record is from the annotation of a GenBank genome assembly. NCBI's taxonomy places the organism in Eukaryota, Metazoa, Rotifera, Eurotatoria, Philodinida, Philodinidae.
AUGGUUGAAGAUUUAACUAAUGAAAUAAAUAAUGCAACAGCUGAUGAAAGAAAAAUAUUAGAAGAACGAUUAAAUGAUAUUAGUAUACGUAUGAAAACUAAAAAAUUAAAAGAUUCAAAGCAUCAAAAUACAACUUGUGAAGAAUAUUAUGAAGAAUCAUUGUCUGAUGAUGAUGAAUCGAAGCAGAAGAAGAAAAAGGACGCGUAUUACCCCGUCUAUGACGACUUAGUAAGUUGA